AUGCAACAUGGUGAUGAUACAAAACCUCAACAUAUCUUAGGUGAUAAAAUAUUAACUCCGAACUGUACAGCAUUAGUUUUAAAGGGUUUGUAUAUUUUACCCGAAAUUAUAUUUGGUUUAAGUAAGAUCAAAAUAGACAUAAAAUGUAAACAUUUGGAAGACUCGCAACUGAAUGAUAAACACUUUUAUAUAAGAAGCACAUUACAACCAGAUGGGUCAGAUAUAUCAAAGGUUGAAAGAGAGUAUAUUUCACCUGGUGAAAAUGAAUGGGUACGCAAAGCAUACGUAAAACCUAUAGGGGCUUGGAUAAACGUUCCUUACGUCAUAGGUUCUAUGGCGAGCGCCAGUUAUGAGUUCUUGUUAGAAGAAAAUGAUCAGAAAAUUUUAUCUUUGCCAAGCGGAGAUAUAGAUGUUCAAUGUGAUAUUGUCAAAACACCCGAAACAGAAAGAAUUGUGAAUCAAUAUUUAAACAAGUAUUACAGGUUUUUUCCGAUGGCUGAAGAGUUUAAUAAAUUCUGGUAUACUUAUGUUGAGAAUAAAGAAUUGCACAAGUAUGCAAAGCCUGAUGAAUCCAGAGAUAUUUAUGAUGAGAUUGUAAGAUUCAAGGAUGACAUGAAAGAAUCAUUGGACAAAUUUUUAGAAAACAAAACAGAAAUAUGGUCACCUGAUCACGGAAUAACGAAAGUGUCUCAGAAAGGAACGUUUGAUGAUUUAGUAUUUAGCAAGACACCUUAUAUGAUUUGUAGAGCUGGGUAUUCAUUUUUUGGUAUAAAUUUCGGAUGGUGCUACCAGUAA
Molecule: messenger RNA, 795 nt
Organism: Didymodactylos carnosus
Lineage: Eukaryota; Metazoa; Rotifera; Eurotatoria; Philodinida; Philodinidae
Source: the annotation of a GenBank genome assembly